Molecule: messenger RNA, 5094 nt
Organism: Anarrhichthys ocellatus (wolf-eel)
Lineage: Eukaryota; Metazoa; Chordata; Actinopteri; Perciformes; Anarhichadidae
Product: chromodomain Y-like protein 2
Exons: 7
Coding region: 472-2007 (511 amino acids)
Cellular component (GO): nucleus
Molecular function (GO): transcription corepressor activity
Source: RefSeq, a predicted model, not a curated record
GAAUGUGUUCCGGACGGUUCCUGAAUCACGGUUAAAUCAUGUCUUCCGUUGACGGUAAAGUAGACCGGUAGAGUGAGCCGAGAGGAACUGUCUCAGUUGGUGUCUCUGUGAACACAAGACAUCCAGCAUAUCCUCUCCCGUUGAGUAGUUGGAUUGCAACAGAGGGCGCAUGCAGACCAUCGGGCGGUGCAUUCUUAGCUGGGGACUAAUUUUCUAUCCUCCACUUAGCUCUGGGUAAACAGCACCGCCCCGACGCUUGUUUGUUUUAAGUGUCGAACGAUCCAUCGCGCAGCGCCGGGCUCGAUUGACACUGUCUGCUGAUCUGCUACUGCGGAUUGCUCAGAAUAACACGGCUGCUCGCUAAUUCCCGUCUAUCGGGGCUUUCGCCGAAACACCGAGAGAGUAUAGGGUCCAAAAAAAAAGCCAACAAGGCAGGCAAUAACGCCGCGCCGCCGGAGUCCGCACCCCACGAUGGCUUCAGGAGACCUUUACGAGGUGGAGCGGAUUGUGGACAAGAGGCGGAACAAGAAGGGUAAGUGGGAGUACCUGAUAAGGUGGAAAGGUUAUGGAAGUAAGGAAGACACAUGGGAGCCAGAGCACCACCUUCUGCACUGCGAGGAAUUCAUUGACCAGUUCAACAGCUUGAGACUGCACUCGCACAAACGCCACAAGGUUCCAAAAAACCGCCAAGAGCUCCUCAUCACCAGCCAGCCAUCUGCUACAGAAAACUCCAGAGCUCGGUCUGAGGCCCGAAAGAAGAAAAGGACUUGUGGCCCGGCUGUUGGGGUUAGAGUCGGAGCUGUUCUAGGGAUUGGAAGUGGAGGCUCAGGACCCACUCAGAAGCAGAGGAAGGUGGGUGUUGGACCUGGGAAACAUGCUUUAGGGGACAGAAUUGGCAAAGUCAUGACGUAUAAGGCUCCUCCAACGGGAGGGCCUCACUUUGUUCCUCCUGUGAGGGUUCCUCAUAACGGACUCCAGAAUGGAGAGAUGGAUCCUCUCAUGUACAGGACUGCAGCAAGGUCCCACAGACUGCCCUCUGACCGACUGGAUAGAGAACUAGGAGGCAUGGAUACCACUGGACAGAAGUUCACCGCUGAGCUAGGCUCCCCUCUGGCCAACGGCAAGAUGCAUCUACACAGCUCAGUAAAGCGGAAGUUGGCCGAGGAGAAAGGCUACGCGUUCGACAAGCGGCUCCGGUACAACGUGCGACAGAACGAGAGCAACUGUCGAUUCCGAGAUAUCGUGGUCAGGAAGGAGGAAGGCUUCACGCACGUCCUGCUCUCCAGCCAAACAACAGACAACAACGCUCUGACACCAGAGAUCAUGAAGGAAGUGUGUCGAGCCCUAGAUAAUGCAGCUGCUGAUGACAGUAAAUUAUUAUUGCUCAGCUCCGUGGGGACACUUUUCUGCAGUGGCCUGGAGCCCUCGUACCUGAUUGGCCGUCUGUCCACUGACCGCAGAAAAGAGAGCAGCCGCAUCGCAGAUGCCGUACGGGAGUUUGUGUUGGCAUUCAUCCACUUCAAGAAACCCAUUGUGGCAGCAAUAAACGGACCUGCUCUGGGCUUAGGGGCCUCCAUCCUGCCCCUGUGUGAUGUGGUGUGGGCCAGUGAGAGGGCCUGGUUCCAAACUCCAUGUGCAGCGCUCCACCUCACCCCCUCUGGAUGCUCCUCUUACACCUUCCCACAGAUCCUGGGCGUAGCUCUGGCCAACGAGAUGUUGUUCUGUGGAAGAAAACUCACAGCACAAGAAGCAUGCAGUCGAGGUCUGGUGUCGCAGGUCUUCUGGCCGACCACAUUUAACCAAGAAGUGAUGCUGCGCGUGAAGGAAAUGGCAUCAUGCAAUGCAGUGGUUUUGGAAGAAUCCAAAUGCCUGGUGAGGAGUAUCCUCAUGUCAGUCCUGGAGGAAGUGAACGAGAAAGAGUGCCAGAUGCUGAAGCAGCUGUGGUGUUCAACCAAAGGACUCGAGGCCCUCUUCAGUUACCUGCAGAACAAGGCGUAUGAGAAGUGAGCAUCCACACCCGGAAAGCUGAAUCGAUGUGGGACAAAGGUUAUCUACAGACGGAUAUCCAGGAUGACAACGGCGUGAUCUCAUACUAAAGGAAUAGUUGCAUUAAGGGUCUUUUGUUUCCAUCCAUCGGCAGAGGGGAUUCUCUGGAGUUCUGUUUGCUUACAUGUCCACCAACAACAACUUCAUUAACUUCUUCCUUUGUCAUCAACUUGUAUUUUAUAUUUAUUGGACCCAGAACUGUCCAGAUGUUUAUUCUAAGAGCAAAAGGGCCAAAUGUGCAUCGCUUAAAUAAACACUGACCGAGGUUGUUCAGGGAGGUACAGAGUGUUUCUGUACAUAUGCGUGACGGAUGUGUUUAUGAAAUUAUCAGGAGGUAUGAAAUCAAUGUAUAGCACGUGAUAAUAUAUAUUAAUAUAUAUUUGUUUGAAGUGUGUAAAAGAGUAACUUUCUGAAUAUAAGGGUUUUCUUUAGUUGCUUUUUGUUUUGAGCUGAAGUGUAAAUCAAAGUUUGCAUGAGGAUGCUGUUUCUUGCUCCUUACGUGCACAUUCCAUCCUCUGUGGACAGAAGAAACCCGGCCCCAGAUGCUCUCAUACUACGUGCUCAUUCAUGUCACUGGAUCACAUUCGGUGACUGUUUGGAAUCUCAUGAAACACUGGAUAAUUGUUCUUUUUCAUCACACUAGUCAUAGUUCAUACAUUUAAAGUCUUUAUUACAUGUAACCGACAUCUUGUUUGCCAGUAAAUUUGUUAUCAUUAUCAUAAUCACCAUUCAUUUGCUUCUGUUAUAUGAAACCAAGAUGAAUGCCCAUGUACUAAUGAGACCGUCUGGUGAUUAGUGCAUAAGUACAUAACAUAUCCUCCUGUUGUCAACAUCCCUCUGUCUUUAGUUAUCAACUUCAACAAAAAAACACAAGCGUUAGAUUCAUCUUUUAUUCAUACAAAUUAAAUAUCAUUUAGGUUGGGACUUUUCUCUCAAGGGAGACUUGAGAAUUGAAAUGCAGAUCAGAACGCUAAGUGGAAAUGCAGAACGCUGGAAGCCUCACGGGAAUGCCAGCACUAAAUAUACAAUUGUGUCCAUUCUUAAUCAAGUGGCAUUUUAUGUUGAGUACAAAGUGACUUUAGAUGAUUCAAUUAAAGUACGACAUGGAAGGAUCGGUAAUGGAUUGUAUCCCAUGAAGUUUCAGCUACAUAUAGUAGCUGUACAUGCAGCGCUGUGGUGGUUCAUGUAUGUUUUACAUGGCUUCUAGUUAUCGAUGCAGAUAGUUAUUGUGUGAUCAUCAUCUUGAUAUUACCUGACAAUUAUUUCUUAGUUGUUUUUUAGAGCGCUCAGACGUGAUGAUAAUCCUCAAGUUAAUCACAUUGUGACUACACUUAUUAUCAGUGUUCUAUAUUGUGGAAAUGCAGCCGUCCAGUCGUGUAGCUGGAGUCAACUUUAUCUGCAUGUGAUGAUUCAAGAGUUAAAGAAAUUGUGUAUUGCAUUGUGCAUUAUAAGUAGGGAUCUAGUUUUAUUUUUUUUUUUACUCCAAAGAAAUGUAGAUCUGUGAAAAUUGUUUUGUAAAAAUCUGAAUAUUUGUCCAUUUUUGCAGUGGUACACAUGCAGCACAGAAUAAUAUAUAGACUAUGUGUUACUAAUUGCAUGUAACAUACUGUACAUAUAGAUGUGUUGCCUGCCUGGAUACCAGGGUAUGUUUUGUACAAACAUUGUAAGUAUUGUUAGAAAUGGUGCAGUAUAUUUUUGUAUUUAUUAGAGAUAACCGUUUGGAUGUGCAGUGCCACGUGGUUUCCUUUGCUCCAGAAGCGCCCCGGCUCUCUUCAUCACCAUUUCUAAAUUACACCAUAAAAUCUUUGAUGGACAAACUGGGUCAGAUCAUUUAUACCUAUAUAAUUUCAAAACCCAAAUGUGUAAACACUGUCACUUGAAUGUUUACCUUUUCAUUUGACAUUUUCAGAUGAAGUAUUUAGUUGUAAAUUAUCAAAACCAUGUCAGAUAAUUUAACGUAUAAUAUUGUAUUUUACCGAGCUUUAAAAGUUGAACAGAUGAUCAAUGAAAUGUUUGUUAUUGUAUUUCAGAACUGACAAUUUCACGCAUAUUGGAUCAUUACUGCUCCAUCGGGUUGUUUAAUGAUUUUCUGUCGUCCGUUUUAUUUGGGUGAAAGGAAUAGUUGCAAUGGUUUGAUGAAGCAUUUAUCACAUUUAGGUCAUUGAGUACACAACUAAAAAUUUUUUUUUUUUUUAAACACCUUCACUUCAUGAAAAAUAAAAUCAUUUGUGGUUGCAUUUUAGUGCGCCUGAAGUUGUAAUUUAUCUGAACUUGCCAGAUCUAUAAUCACCUGAAGAAACUAACAGGCAGUUUGGCGACCAAAGACUAUAGGUUUAAAUAAUCUCUCAGUAGUUGUGAUUAUUUUGUUUUUUUUUACAAGAGGGGUUCCUACAUCUGCUUGUACAACUAUGUUCCUUUUCUGUUGGAAUCACACUUGGUAUUAAGUGUGAUUUACCAACAGAAAAGGAAUAUAGUUGUAUAUACUGUAGUUAUAUAGGGCCACAAAAGCUCUUGCUUGGCUUUAGGGUCCCAAGAAGAGGCGAGAGUGACCUGUUUAAUGUGGCCACAGAAUGUACAUUUCUCAGGUCCACUGAGCGUUCAUCGCUGAUCCUUUAACACAUGGGUCUGUAUGUAUUUAUUAAUUUUAGUUAGUAUGUCAAAUAUUACAAAUUAUAUUCAGUGUGUCACCUGAGAUGUCAAAUGCAUUUAUUUACUUGUUUUGAACUCUUAGUUUCUGUUAUCCAAAUUCCCACCUCAGCAUGUUUGAAGUGUGCUUGAAAUUUGAAGUAAAUAAGCUAUAACUAAAAAAAAAAAAAAACUACUCAUUAUUGCUCAAUGAUUUAUUGCAAAUGACUGUGGUUUUGACCUGUUUCUGUGUUUCGUCUUUUAUAAACACAUUGUGUGUGGUCUUAUGUGUUUCAUCACUCAUGCCCCCCCCCCUCCCACAUUGUCUCAAAGCACACCUUGGGGUGCCUUACAAUUUAAAUAUAUGUCAAAGAUUGAUCCAUACAUUGUGAUGGGUAGAGUGAGCUGCUUCAAAUAAAGAAA